AUGUCGUCCUACUUAUCCAAGCUACUGGUGUAUACAACAUCGACGUACAGCACAAUACAUCGCACACUCUUCUCUACCGAGGACGAUGGCUACGCUGAAGACGGCACGCGUAUCGGUCAAGUCCUCCGCGCGUGCUACACCGAGAACGGUCAGCCCUUAGACACCAGCGCCAGCGCCAGCGCCACCAUCACGACCGGAACAGGCGUUCAGGUAGACCGCCUCACCCAAGGCCAGGAUCCAGACAAAACGGGAGGCAAAGGCCUUCUCGACUUACCAGCUGAGAUCUGGAGCAAGAUCGGCAAGCUCGUGAUCGACGACGAGCGUCCCACCAAGUCUAUCAUCAUCUUCGCCAUGCGUGCAGGUAUUACAAACGAGCAGCCUGCCAUUACUUGCGCAUGCAGGGACCUCCGCGGCGAGCUCCUCCCAUACCUUUACCAGACAAAGUAUCAGCUCGACCUCUCCUAUCUCGAUCUUGAUUGGUGUAUGGACGACGUUGAGAUCAUUGGAACAUAUCUUCGUGCGAUGAGACCGUCUGAUCGCCAGCACAUCCGCAUGGCGUGGAUGGAUGGUAUGAAGAGGGGCAAGAGGGGACACCAGAAGAAGCUGGCCAAUGCUUGGGGUGUGGCUAUCGAGUUUCAUCCUGUCGACUGUCCAAGCCCGACGGGUCCAGAUGGUGCGCGAUACCAGAUCAAGUUCUUGUGA
Molecule: messenger RNA, 702 nt
Organism: Fulvia fulva
Lineage: Eukaryota; Fungi; Ascomycota; Dothideomycetes; Mycosphaerellales; Mycosphaerellaceae
Exons: 2
Coding region: 1-702 (233 amino acids)
Source: RefSeq, a predicted model, not a curated record